Messenger RNA from Uranotaenia lowii, 2098 nucleotides. RefSeq names its product zinc finger protein weckle-like. The transcript is spliced from 3 exons. Gene Ontology annotation, biological process: regulation of transcription by RNA polymerase II. The record is from RefSeq and is a predicted model, not a curated record. Bases 160 to 2025 code for a protein of 621 amino acids. Gene Ontology annotation, cellular component: nucleus. Gene Ontology annotation, molecular function: RNA polymerase II cis-regulatory region sequence-specific DNA binding; zinc ion binding; DNA-binding transcription factor activity, RNA polymerase II-specific. NCBI's taxonomy places the organism in Eukaryota, Metazoa, Arthropoda, Insecta, Diptera, Culicidae.
AGCCACAAAACUCCAGUCAUUCCUCUAUAAAACUAUCAUAAAACAGCUAGAAACAGGUGCAAUGGUGCAAUUUUUGAUAAAUUUUUUUAAAAGUUUGUGUUUGUUAUCAGUUGAGGAAUAUCUGCUAUCAUAACCGAUUUCAUUUUCUAUACUUUUACAAUGGAUAAUUUACAGCAGCCUAUGAACAUCGCCGAAUACAACAGCCUCAUCACCAAUAUAAUCGAGUCCGCCGUUCAUGAGCUGAUCCAGAAACGGCGAUAUCAGAACGAAACCGAUAUAAACGGAACGGAAUAUUCGCUGCUGCUGAACAUGUGCCGGUUGUGUGCCAGAGAGGAAGAAUCCGCUUCGCUGCAGAACCUUUCCGAGUACCAAUUGACGCAGAUAAGCGAACUUGCUGUGCCCGGAUUCGAUCCCAGUUCGGUUGUUAGUAGUGGGUGCAGUAAGGUGUGUACUGGGUGUUCGGAAUUUCUUUACAGAUUACGAGAUUUUCGUGGAAAAUGUGAAGAAGCUCAGAAAAAAAUAAGUUCGCUAUUGGCGGAACGAAAUGUGAUUUCAGAUUUUCUCAAUCUCGACUUCGUAAAACAUGAAGCGUUUCAAGACAAAACCAACGAACCGGUAUCUUCUCCCUCGUCUUCCCCUAUCACUAAAAACACGACACCUAGUCCUAAAGUGGACAAUUCGCCUUUCGAAAACACGAAAAAGCUUGAAGAAACCAACAAUCCCGAGAUUGAAAAUCACGACCCGGAGUUUGCUUUUUCGGAAUUAUCGGAAUCCUCCGAGUCCGAUCCGUCGGAAUUUGAAGAACCGACCAUUCAUGUUAAACCGAAACCAAAGAAAAAGCGAAUAACGAAAGCUUCCGACUCUCGGAGAAGGGUAGUCAACGGAAAGCUUCAGUGGGUCUGUCUUGACUGCGAGCAAAUUUUCACUAGCUGUAUCAAGCUUAAGCAGCAUCGACGUUCCUGCGAUAUGGUUGGGAAUAAAAAAUCCAAAAGGCAAGGUCCCUUCACAUGCGAAAUUUGCGGCCAAUCGCUGCCCACGCUUAUUGGACUAAGGGUUCACGUGCACAAACACAGUCGCCGAGGCGCCGAGGAAGACAAGAAAGAUAACAAAGAUGGUCUGCUGGAACCGAAAAAGCAAGCAGUUUGUCACGUUUGCGGAAAGGCUUUUGCCAACGGUAGUUUACUACGGUCUCAUCUGGUUUUUCAUGGUCAGGAAAAGAAAAUAGAAUGUCAGAUCUGUAACAAAAAGUUCCAUAAGUUGUUCCGAUUGAAGGAUCAUCUCGAUUGUCACACCGAGGAACGGCAGUAUAGUUGUCAAGUGUGCGGCAAAGCUUUUUUCACCAAAGCUAUUCUCUACAAGCACACCCGUACCCACGAUGAAAAUUUUCGCAAACACCAGUGUCCGAUGUGCCCAAGUCGCUUUGCCCAUCCCUACCGGCUGAGAUCUCACAUGAUGAUUCACACGGCAGAGUAUCCGCACGCGUGCAAACUGUGUUCUUCAAAGUUCCGCUUUACGUGGGAUCUAAAAAAGCAUUACGCAAAAGCUCACCCUUUCCUUUCGGAAUUGGAUCAAGAACCAGAGUUGAUACCACUCGAACAUGAGCUAGCGAAUCUGGAUCCGAUAAAUAACUCUCAAUCAGAGCUAGUGCCGCACCAAUUGCUCGCGCCACAGGAACUCCUCGCACCCUCGCUUGUGCUAUCCACAGGAGAACCGACCAGCACCAACGUCGCACUCGUUGCCGUUGGCCUCAUGGAAGAUGAACAGCACCAACACGACGAUCUGUCGGUCAUGCUAGCAGACAUUCCGCCGCAUCAAACCGAACAUGAACCGGAACUGACACCAUCGGUUGCAGCCGUACAGCCGGUUAUAGCAGAACACCCAUUCGACACCGAACAGCUGCUGGAGGAGGCUUCUCGAGAUUUCACCUCCGAUUGUUUCCCAGAACCGGUUCAUCACCAUCUGGUGGGUGCCGCGGGACAUUCAGUCGUACCGGAAGACGAUUUUUACACGUUUAUGGAGUGUUAAGACAAACUGCCUCGUUUUAAAGGGUUGUUGUGUUGGUUUUUCUUUUUAUAAAAACGUCAGUAUUUUUACCAUA